AUGAAGCACGCCGGGCCCCGAAGUUGCAAGUGGUUUUGGAGGCGCCCGCUGCGUCAUGUCACAAAUCCCAAGCGCCUCCGGCAACGCCCCGGCGGCCGCUGCGAGAAAGUGUUGUUGAGCGCGACGUUGCUUUUUAUUCUCACUUGUGGCGGGCGUUGUCGAAUGCGGCGCCACUUAGCAGCCAUAGGUGCCUACUGCGCCUCCUGGCGGCGCAAUGCGGGUCUGUUGUGGAGGAGUUCUCUUGCGCUAGGCCCGGCCCGCUGCAGUGUUCUCACCGCCAGAACCGGUAUCCGUCUACUCUGUUGGCCUCCCAUGUCCGUUCGCAAAGUCCAUGCGAGUUGCCUUCUGCUUGGUAUUCUGAACGCGCUGAGGCCGAGAGGGAUUCUCAAUUUUGGCGUUGCCGCCGAACCGGAGCGCCUCGUAUGGCCCCCGUAUCGUGCAGGCGCGCCGCGCCGGGCGGGCGGCAAUAUCUACUGCGGAGAACCCCCAGCCGCCGUAUCCAGCAGCCAGUAG
Trypanosoma rangeli is the source of this 513-nucleotide messenger RNA. RefSeq lists its product as uncharacterized. Lineage: Eukaryota; Euglenozoa; Kinetoplastea; Trypanosomatida; Trypanosomatidae. The record is from RefSeq and is a predicted model, not a curated record. The transcript has a single exon. Bases 1 to 513 code for a protein of 170 amino acids.